Messenger RNA from Zootermopsis nevadensis, 3290 nucleotides. RefSeq names its product I-kappaB kinase epsilon (gene IKKepsilon). Gene Ontology annotation, cellular component: cytoplasm. Gene Ontology annotation, molecular function: ATP binding; protein serine/threonine kinase activity. The record is from RefSeq and is a predicted model, not a curated record. Gene Ontology annotation, biological process: peptidyl-serine phosphorylation. Lineage: Eukaryota; Metazoa; Arthropoda; Insecta; Blattodea; Termopsidae.
GAACGAAAGUAUAAUUCCUAUCUUAUAAAAUAACACUGUUCAAAAACAUUAAGUAUUGUCCAAUAUCAUUUUUGGUUAUCUUUGUUUUAAAAACUUAUGUAGAAGAGUUGAAUGCAUUAUCAAAGCUGAAAUGGCAUGUUGGAUAAUGGCCAUACAUUCGUAAUGACAAUGAUUUAUAAGACUGCAUAACGUCAUUACCAAAAGACCAUGAUGAAAAACCCAAAUCGGAUAAGUAUACUUUUUCUUUUCCAUACACAAAAUGAUGAAACAUAGAUUUUGUAUUAGAUUUAAUAUUCGCUGACCAAUGAACUUAAGACGAAGGAAAUUGGUUUUUUAUCUGUGACUGUAGCGUAUACAAAUAGAGGAAGUAAGAGUUGUUUCAAUGCGUGAGUCUGUCAAAGCAAUAGUUAUAAUUUCAAAAUUUAGUUAACUCAGUAUUAUUUUGUUUUCAUUUUAGAAACAAUAUGUCGUUCUUGCGAGGGUCUGCCAACUAUGUAUGGUGCACCACAAGUGUUUUAGGAAAGGGUGCCACUGGUGCAGUUUAUCAGGGUGUAAAUAAAAACAAUGGUGAACCAGUUGCUGUUAAAACAUUUAAUCAACUGAGUCACAUGAGACCUCAUGACGUACAGGUACGCGAGUUUGAAGUGCUGAAAAAAGUUAAUCAUGAAAAUAUUGUUAAACUUCUUGCUAUUGAGGAAGAACAAGAUGGUAGGGGCAAAGUCAUAGUUAUGGAACUUUGCACAGGUGGAAGUCUCUUUAACAUCUUGGAUGAUCCAGAAAAUACGUACGGCUUGCAGGAAGAAGAAUUCCUGCUUGUUCUGGAACAUCUUUCUGCUGGAAUGAAGCACUUACGAGAUAACAGACUUGUGCAUCGAGACCUGAAGCCUGGUAAUAUAAUGAAGUUUAUUACUGAUGAUGGAAGUACUGUUUAUAAGCUGACUGACUUUGGAGCUGCCAGAGAGCUGGAGGAAGAUCAACAGUUCAUGUCACUGUAUGGAACAGAAGAAUAUCUGCAUCCAGACAUGUAUGAGCGAGCUGUGCUUCGCAAACCUGUGGGAAAGACAUUUGGAGCAACGGUUGAUUUGUGGUCAAUAGGUGUUACUCUGUACCACGUUGCAACAGGUAACCUACCAUUUCGACCUUUUGGAGGUAGGCGGAACAAGGAAACUAUGUAUUAUAUUACUACAAAGAAGGAGUCUGGAGUAAUUUCUGGUUUACAGACAAGUGAGAAUGGAAAAAUAGAAUGGUCCAAGGACUUACCGCACAAUUGUCAACUGAGUGUUGGUCUGAAGAAGUUGGUUACACCCCUUCUGGCAGGUCUGCUGGAAGUGGACCCUCAGAGAAUUUGGAAUUUUGAAAGGUUCUUUAAGGAAGUUACCUAUAUACUAUCCUGCAAACUUAUUCACAUAUUUUACAUGAACAGAGUACAAAGUAUCAGAGUAUACUUGCCUCCUGAGCGGACGUCUGGAGAGUCCCUCCCAACCGAGCGAGCGUGCGCAGAUCUCUACUUCCCUGAAAGAACAUAUGGAAAGCUGCAGAGCCUGGUGCAGGAGCAAACCGAUGUUGCUCCAGCUAAUCAGAUUCUGCUGUACCAGGAGUCGCUGUUGCUGCCAUUUAUUGAAGAUUCAACUGCUGGUCAGUCAUACCCCUUGACUCAGGAUGACAAACCCCUGAUGCUGUUCAGUAAGGAAAACAAUAAUGUUACAUUGGCUGCAGAAGGGGACAUACCCAUUUAUCCCAGUUUUCCUACCCAUAUGUCAAUAGAGACGGAUGCAAGCUUAGCCAAGACAUGUUGUAGCGUGGGGCAUGCCUGCAAGAGACAAGUGGAGAAGCUGUCACGAUGCAGCCUCCUUAUUCAUGCCUGUGUGGAGCAGUUCACUGCAUUGGUCAUCAAGGAUCUGAAAAAUGUGGAAGCCAAAUGCAGGAAACUGCGCAACUUUACUCAUUGUGUUGAGGACACUGUAGAAACAAUGGUACGUGCUCAUAAUGUGAUACAGGACCUGAUGAAGAUCCUGGGUAAUGGCGAGUGUGGAAGCCAUUGUGACCCGACCGUCCCGAGUCGUGAACUGGUCAAUGUACUUGUUCCCGCCAUCCACCAGCUUCACCAACAAUAUGUCACCAAGCACGCCCUGCGGAAUGAAUGGUCUGUCACUACGCGUGAUCUGCCUUGCCCUGCCAAGACCCGCGCUCCUGCCCGUGCCCGCACCAUGGCGGAUCGUUUGCGUGAUUCCUGGCAGCAUCUGUUGCGUGACCGAGCCACCCGGAACCUCACCUACAAUGAUGAGCAGUUCCACGUUCUGGAGAGGAUCAAGAUCAGUGACACUGGGCAGUGUUUACGUCAGCUUUUGGACAAAGAAUGCCAGCCAGCCAUCGCACAGCUUGCUGACGCCUUGGCAGAUUGGUAUAAGAUGGCACAGACGGUUUAUCUUCGAGCACAUAUACUUGACAAGGAUAUGGAUGCAUAUGAGAACCGUAUGGAAGCAUUUUCUGAACGCUUGGCUGGGAGCGACUGUUCUUUCUAUCAGAAACUGCAGGCCACUCUGGAUGGGAAAACUAGACCUGCCCCUGUGAAACAGAUGCACAAGGUGCAUCAGGACGUGAAGGUAAUCCACAAUAGCUUCAAGGACAUCAUGGCUGUGCAGGGGGAAGUGAUGUCCAUGGUGAAGGAGAACUCGCAGAUCCUGACACAGUUCCAUCAGCUGACGGGGUCUCUUGUUGUUGACGGUGAUAACAACGGAGAGGAGAAGUUAUGAAUGACAUUUGUUGCAUGUUUGGGUUUGGCAAGGGACGAGUGCCGUGCUGAAAGAACGGCUGGACAGUUGUGUCAGGCAGAGACUUUAUCAUUUAAGAAUUCAGAUUCCCACCAGGAUCAAAUCAAAUAACUGUAUUAUUACUGUUAAAAACAGCUGAUUAUGAUAAUCAGGUAAAGACAUAAGGCUGAAGGCAGUGACAAUAAUUGUUUUUACAAUAUUAAUGGCCAGUGAAUAGACAAAGUAGAGACUGCGAGGCUCAUUAUAGCUCAUCAGAUUUUACGUGGUCCACAAAAUUAUCAGAAGUUUUGGUAAUUGUAUCAGGAACCGUAUUGAAAAACUGCACAAAUAAUUGGUAUAGUAAGUUGAUUAUGUGAAAUUGUUGUAAUAAAGCCUCAAGUCUCAUAAAUUACAGUAUUUACAUAUAAUGGGGGGGACUCAUAUUUUAAUUCCCAUUAUAUUUUGGUUAUAUAUUAAUUACUGUUUAUGGAUUUAUAGUUGUUUCUCAAUACUACAGUAUUAAUAAUAUCUAAACAUCAA